GUCUGUCAGCUCCACUAUCGGGGCAAACCCGGGCUGUCAGGAACAUUGUGUCUGUUACCAGUUGCCCCGAAAAAGGCUGGAUGGACGGUUCGUGCCUGCUUAACAUUAUGGAUUAACAGUUCGUGCCUCCUUAACGCUUCCUUUCCUACCUUCAGAACAGACUCUGCCGAUAGAGGCGAGAUGCGCUACUGCAGCACGCGUGGAGGGGUCCACGGCUGGGGGUUUCGAGAUGUGCUCUUCUCAGGCUAUGCCCCAGAUGGGGGCAUGUUCAUGCCUGAGACGAUUCCCAUCGUGUCCCCUGCCACUCUCCGCUCCUGGAGCUCUUUAUCCUACCAGCAGCUGGUGACUGAAGUGUGUUCUCUCUUCAUCCCUGAGGAUCUGAUCCCUAAACAUGAUUUGGAAGCUCUCAUUUCAAGUGCCCUUUCCAAGUUCUCAGUUCCAGAUGCCGUGAGGAUGGUCAGGCUAAAGAACUCUUUGUCUGUCCUGGAGCUGUUCCAUGGAGAGACACUGGCUUUUAAAGAUCUGAGCAUGAUGUGCACUGCCCACUUUCUGGAGUAUUUUCUGCACAAGGAGGACAGGCGUGCUACCAUUCUUGUGGGAACGUCCGGGGACACAGGAAGCUCAGCCAUCAGCAGCACGUCAGGCCUGAGCAGAGUGGACGUGGUGGUGGUCUUCCCUCGUGGACGCAUCACCAUGGUGCAGGAGAGACAGAUGACCACCCACCUGGAGGACAAUGUCCAUGUGUUUGCAGCGGAUGGAAGUUCAGACGAUAUCGAUGUGGUCAUGAGAAAGCUGUUUGCGGAUCAGGAGCUGGUGAAGUGCCAUGGACUGAUGAGCCUGAACUCGGUGAACUGGUCACGGAUUCUGGUGCAACUGGUCACCUUCCUGUAUGCCUACAUGCAGCUGAGUGGAGUGCAGGAGACUGAAGGAGAUGAACUAGCGGAGCUGGAGGUGGUGGUGCCCACAGGCGGGGCUGGCAGUAUAACAGCUGGAUGCAUUGUGAAACAGAUGGGGGUUCCUCUGCGAGUUGUCGCCAUGGUGAAUUGUAAUGACAUAAUGCACCGCACAGUUCAGAGCGGAGACUUCUCCAUGGCAGACAGCGUCAAGCAAACUUUGGCUCCAGCCAUUGACAUCCAGGAUCCUUAUAACAUGGAGCGUAUAUUCUGGAUGUUAUCGGGGAAAGAUGGAGCACUGGUGAAGAAGAUGAUGGAGCAAUUUCAGAUGAUCCACAGACUUUCUCUCCCUGAGAGACUCCACAAAGAGAUAUCCUCAGCACUGUCUUCAGGCUCUGUAUCUGAUGAGGGUAUAAUUGAGAUCAUGGUGAAAUGCUGGGAGGAGAAUCAGUAUCUUGUGUGUCCUCAUACAGCUGUUGGGGUUUGGCAUCACUACCACUGCCCUAUCCGCCCUGGGGAAAAUAGGUGUUGUCUGGCAACGGCCUCCCCAGCCAAGUUUGCGGGAGCGGUUCUGAAGGCUGGCCUGACCCUCGACCUCCCCGAAGCGGUGAGGGCCUUGGAGACGAAGGAGACCCGCUUUAAAGAUCUGGAGCAGGGGGAUAACUGGGAGGCAACUCUGAGAGAGCACAUGGAAGCUGUGCGCUCUGCCAGACAGCGCGGCGAACUCUUCUACUCCUUAGCCAAGGCAAGCUGAGCGUUAAAGUCCCAACACAGCAGGUUUCUACAGCUGCCCUGAAAACCUUUACAAUAUCAUGUGAACAAAUGGAGGAAAUGUGUUGUAAGUGUUAAGUCAGUAACAUUGAGUGACUUGUUGUCUGGUUUUGUUUUAUAUUAUCUUUGAUUAAAGAUAUUGAUUAAAUAUUUUGCAUAAUCAGGUUUCUUUUA
Electrophorus electricus (electric eel) is the source of this 1838-nucleotide messenger RNA. RefSeq names its product threonine synthase-like 2 (gene thnsl2). Gene Ontology annotation, molecular function: pyridoxal phosphate binding. Lineage: Eukaryota; Metazoa; Chordata; Actinopteri; Gymnotiformes; Gymnotidae. The record is from RefSeq and is a predicted model, not a curated record. Gene Ontology annotation, biological process: 2-oxobutyrate biosynthetic process; dephosphorylation.